Cylindrotheca closterium is the source of this 648-nucleotide messenger RNA. NCBI's taxonomy places the organism in Eukaryota, Bacillariophyta, Bacillariophyceae, Bacillariales, Bacillariaceae. The record is from the annotation of a GenBank genome assembly.
AUGUACAAACAUGUCAUGUCAAUCACAUCUCUGAUGUCAGUUGGACUCCUUCUAGUACUGGCAUCCAGGAUUGCUUCAGUACAAGCCUUUGUUCCCGCAUCAUCCAUGAAUAGCGUCAAUCCCACUGUUUUUACGACUGUGGCACAUUCAACUUCCGAUGUCUCUCUUCGCAUGGCAAACCUAUUUGGUGGGCUUUUUGGAAACGGUGGCGGAAGUAAUAAUGGAGCCGCGUCCAGCAAUGGGGUCGAGACUCUGUUUACCCUACCAACUACAAAGCUAAAGAAAGGACCUCUACAGUUCUUCUUGAAGAUAUAUUUGGUGGCCGCACAGAACGAACCUACUCCUGGAAGUUGGGCGAUUGGAGGAGACGAGAGCAACCUGGAUUCCAUCAAUGCGUACUACAAGGAUGGCACAGGAAUGGUGUCUGUAGUCUUAAAUGACAACAGUAUUGAAAUUCAACGUCACGGAAAGAGCCCUUCUUUGCAAAUGGUCCUCCAAGAAAGUCUUUUAUUGCACGGACUUCUGGACGAGCUCCAGAGCUUGGCCGAAAACGAGGAGGUUGAAGCAGAAAAGCGGCUCGUGCAAUGGGUCAAUGGAAAGAAAACCGUGGACGAUGCUCGCAGCACACUUCCUGCUCGUCAAGACUGA